This is a messenger RNA of Phymastichus coffea, 2335 nucleotides long. RefSeq lists its product as uncharacterized. Bases 257 to 1678 code for a protein of 473 amino acids. The transcript has 9 exons. NCBI's taxonomy places the organism in Eukaryota, Metazoa, Arthropoda, Insecta, Hymenoptera, Eulophidae. The record is from RefSeq and is a predicted model, not a curated record.
ACAGAACGCGAUCUGCAUGAGUAAAUUUAUUAUACACGACUAUUCUUCGUAGUUUUUAGUAGUUGCUAGUAGUUUUCUAACGGUAUAUCUUUAAAUAAAAAUUGCCAGUGAAAUAUGCACUAGAAUUCUCAUAAGUGUUUUCCAACCUCUGAAUAUUAGAAAUGCCAAAACUUCUGAAUAUUUAAAGAUAAAUAAUCAACUUCUUUGAUAGUAAUUAUCUGCUGCAUAUAUUUUUUUACUUUAUUGUAUCAACAAGAUGAAUAUUAUUAAAAUUAAAGAAGAAGAGGAUUACGCUACUGUUGUUAAAGCUGCUGGCAAAAUGUUAUCUGAAAGGAUCACAUAUCCUUGGCAAGAAGACUUGUCAUUGAGAACAAAAUGGAGUUAUUCUGAAAAGACUUCGAAAGAAUUACUAAUGAAAGAAUUAUGUUUUAUGAUAAAUGAAGAACAAAUAGAACUUUUGGAACCAGUAAUGGAAGAAGAGCCAAAUUGUAAAAUAUUAUUUGGACAAGGAAACCUGGAAACAUUAUCAUUAAUUUUGAGAUUUAAACUAACUGAUAUGAAAGUAACUGGAAUGUUACGUAGUUAUAGCUCAUCUAAACCAUGCAAAAGUUUUCCAUAUGAGUUGAUUUUAAAAGAUGUUGAAUUUGAAAUUACAGCUGGACUUAUCAUUCAAAGAGAUAGUUUUUGCAUAGAAAACUAUUUGAAUGAUUAUGUAAACUUUAAUAUAGUUCUUUUUUAUAAAAGCAAAGAUGAAUCAAAAGACAUAUUUCCACUGGAUAAGAUUCAUAAUUCAGCUUUGAGAAAAUCAAUUGAGAAAUAUAUUGUAGAGAAGUUUACUAAAGACAUUAUAAUUGCUGUUGGAGAUAAAGUCACUGAAGAUUGUAUAGAUACAUCUGUUAGUGGUUUGCUUGACAAUGAAUGUAAAUACCGCAAUCAAUUAAGAUUGCACAAGAAGAAAAUUACUGUAGCCUUCCAAAAAUUAGCUACUGAAUUGGUAACAUUAAUUAAUAAUAAUUUGAAGAACAAACACUUAUCAGAAAUCAAAUUACCAAAUAUAAGUGGGAAAUUGAUAGAAAAAGAUAAUGGAAGAGGUAGUUUUACAGCUGAUGAUGGAUUAUUAAAAAGUUUGUCAUCCCUUCAACAAAUGGGAGAUAUAAUCGUUCUACAAGAUGAUGAAGACAUUGUGCUAUUGGUGUUUUUAUACUUUUCUGUUCUCGAUAUCUCUUAUAAACAUCUCAGUAUAAUGAAAAAAGAUUCUGAACAGGUAAGAUUCUUUGAAGCACCAGAAAAUUCAAAUUCAUCAUACAUGAAAAUUAAGAUCCACAAAACUGAUAAUGAAAAGAUUAAUUUGAGUCUACUUGAUUACAAAGUGGAAGAUCUAGGGUAUAUUGAAAUUAAUUGGGACGAAUCUGAAAAUGACCUAUUCAAAAAAUCAGUUGAACCUGAAUUGGCAAUGUGGCUUAAUUAUACACUAGAAUAUACAGUAACAUUACUUAUUGAAGAAAAAAUUAAAAGUAGUAUUAUUGAAGUUUUAACAGAUGCAAAAUUGAAACCUUUUCUAUUAUAUUCAAAAGAUACAGCUGAUGAUUAUGACAGUGAUCCUUUGGAAGAUGAAUGUGAAAAAUUUGAAGAAGGAAUAAAUACUAAUGAUGAUGCUGGAAGUGGUCAUAAUGCUUAAGAUUAAUUAAUUAUUAAUGCUUUUUAAGAACACCCUUGUCAAUAAUUAUCUAGACAUGUAUUUAUACUAUGUAUCUCAUUAAAAACCUUCAUAAAUUCUAAAUUUUCACUAAGUUUUUUUCUAAAAUGAUAUAGACCUAAUGAUUUCAUUUAUAUAAAUUAUACAUGAUUUAUACAACAAUUAUAUAAAUCUCCUACUAUUUCUCAUAGAUUUAAAUCUAAAUAGUUCUAAAUUACGACACAUUAGAAAUAGCUCUAUUCAAACAGUUUUAGCAAUAAAAUAUGAAAGAUUUUAUGAAAUAACUUUUUAUACUUUCAAUCUCUCAAAAAGGUUUCGAAAUCAACUAUAGCAUGCAUCUUAGAACGAUAAUAAUCUACGAUGUAACAGAAUUAUUCAUCAGGAUAUUAAAAAAAUUAAAUUAUUUAACUAAAUCGCUAUUAUUUACCCAGAUAACACAGCGUGCUGGCAUGGUUUGGCACGUGCGUUCUCGUCACGGCGUGCCGUCAUAAUGCAGGUACAGUGGGAGCACGAAAAGUGGCGCAUGUCGUACCGUCAGAAUGCGGGCAUAAAGCAAAUCUCGAUGUGCCGCACGCCGUGCCGUUAGAAUGCUGCCAUUCUGUGGUCACGUAAAAAAAUAAAAUUCGAAUAGGCAUUACG